CAAUCGCCGCGCGCAGCCCGUCCUCGCGCGACGGUACAGUCGUACCGUCGUGACGUCGGCGGUUGCCAUGGAGAGGCCCGCUAGCUGGGGACCGCGAGCUGGCGCCAGGGGCGGCGGGGUCAGAGCGUGGCUUUGAAGCCGCUUCCGCUACCACCAUGAGCGGCCGAAGUAGGGGUAGAAAGUCCUCCCGCGCCAAAAGCCGGGGCAAAGGCCGCGGCAAAGCCCGAGUCCGCGCUGCUCCUGACGACGCCCCCCACGACCCGGACCCGCCACAGUGCCAGAGGCUCGGGGAGGAAACCCAGGCGGCACAGGUGCAGGCUGGCGCGGGUUGGGGUGGCCUGGAAACCGCUGCGCCCGCGCCGUCCCGUCGGCCCGGGGAGGACGCUGCCUGCCGGCUCCCCCUGGACUGUGGCCUCGCGCUCCGGGCCCGAGCUGUGGGGGAUCGCGGGCAGGCCGCGACCAGGCCCAGCCUGGGGAAGGCCACAUCCCUCUCGGAGCGUCUAGCAACAGACACUGUCUUCGUGGGGACUGUGGGAACCGUGGGAAGGCCGAAAAAUGGCCCCCGCGUUGGAAAUCGGCGUGGCUCCGCCGGGAAGAAGGUCCCAGAAACCUGUAGCACAGCGGGGAGGGGGCCUCAGGCCAUAGCUGGCGGGAAGCCGAAGAAAGGGGCCGCAGGGGAGAGUGUCUCCGUCCCUGUGGUGGAGGAGAAGAAGGUGGAGAGGGAUGCAGGGUCAGGGCCCCUGGCGACAGAUGGCAGCAUGGAUACGCUGGAGACGGUCCAGCUGAAGCUGGAGACCAUGAACGCCCAGGCAGACAGGGCCUACCUUCGCCUCUCGCGGAAGUUUGGGCAGUUGCGACUGCAUCACUUAGAGCGCAGGAACCUCCUCAUCCAGAAUAUCCCGGGUUUCUGGGGGCAAGCUUUUCAGAACCACCCCCAGCUAUCAUCCUUUCUGAACAACCAAGAUAAAGAGGUUCUCAGCUACUUGAACAGCUUGGAGGUGGAAGAGCUUGGCCUCGCCAGAUUGGGCUACAAAAUCAAGUUCUACUUUGGGCGCAACCCCUAUUUCCAAAAUAAGGUGCUCAUCAAGGAAUAUGGGUGUGGCCCUUCGGGUCAGGUGGUGUCUCGUUCUACUCCAAUCCAGUGGCUCCCAGGGCAUGAUCUUCAGUCGUUAAGCCAGGGGAACCCCGACAACAGCCGUAGCUUCUUUGGGUGGUUUUCAAACCACAGCUCCAUUGAGUCUGACAAGAUUGUGGAGAUAAUCAACGAAGAACUGUGGCCCAAUCCCCUGCAGUACUACCUUAUGAGUGAAGGGGCCCGUGCAGAGAAAGGAAAGGAGGGCAGGCAAGGUCCAGCAAGGCAGCCAGUGGAGACCCCUGAGCCUGGGGCAAACAAGUCCAACUGAUCCUGCACUAGUCUCCCUACUACCUCCUGUUGGACCUGUGCCCAGCUAACCACACGUGUUUGGUUAUCUGCCUUCUCUUCAUGUUGGCCUCUGUGCACUGUAUUCCCUUUGGACUUCAGUUACAAGAAUAUGGUAUUUAUGAUCAUGUUCUUUUGCCUCCUCGUGGCCUUCUUGCUUUUUCACAUUAGUGUUACAUGUUAAAUGAUCUCACCCCUACUGUUUAUGUUAAGCACACAUGCUUCAAGUGUGUGCUGCCUUUGUCUACAUUGCCUGGACCGUGUUUUUGGCUCUGGCCUUUCCCAGCUGUCUUUAACAUGGACGCUCAUGAGUCCUCCUCCAAGAGGACCAGUGCAUCCUCAAGCUCUGCUACUUCAGGGCCAGUGACUUGCUGAGCUUUGUGUUCAUGCUGGCCAUGCAUGCCAUCUAUGGCCAGUUUUUCUGUUGCCACUGCAGAAUGAAGCUAGCGCACAUGGUAUUGGCCAUCAGCCAAAACUAAUUGUUCCAAAGCCCUGGGGUCACCGGCCUAGUUGCCACCACCUCCUGGAUCUCUGACUUUGGCUAGGGGCCUCAGCUGCCCUGCUGGAUGUGCAGAAUAGCACUUGACUGCUGGGCAUGGAUGAGGUUGAGAGUGAGAAGCAGUAUGCCGUGUGUUCUGUACCAUCAUGUGUCUCUUCCUGCCUCUGGGCCCUUCUACUAUUGAACAUUCAUCAAGGUCUAUACCAUGCUCCGUCACUAUCAGGCCACUGAGACUUGUCUAGGUUGCUAUUGGCCCUAGUUGGCUUCCUGGUCAACGAGGACCUCAAGAACUGCCUGUGGACCCAGGCCCCCUGCCAGUGCAUGAGACACACACCUACCCUCCCCAGCCUUCCAGGAACCCUGCCGCCUGCCAGACUGAUGGGCGGGUGUGUGAACAUGUGCUCACUGUCAUCGUGCUGUGGCUGCAGGUGUGGCCUUGCGUAUGUGGAAGAUUGAUGCUGUAUGCUGCUUAUUUUGCCAUAAGUAAAAUCUUACCACUUCCCCCAUUUUUGCCUAAUGGGAAAAUGUAGCUGCACAGGGAAACAUGGCGCUGCCAUCAAGGAAUAAGGAGAGCUCAAGUGGUUAGGACGGAUGGGAGAUGUUAGUCACUUGUAGGCUCAUCCUUUCUGGAGCAAUGUGGCUACGCUGCUGACAAGCACAUCACAUAAUAGUUGGAAGCCCCAUGCAUGUGCACUGCCCCUGCCCCAGCUCCCCUGGGCACCUCUUCUGACAAGAAAGCUCUACCAGUGCUUGGCGUGCUGUGUCUCAUCUCCUCCAUUACAUGGUAAGUGCUCUUCCCGCUAGGCAAUGCGUUUUUGGUUUUCCUGUUUCCCAUAGCACCUCACCCAGGGUUCACUCAACAUUUGAUGCAUGCGGUCAGUAAAUGCUACUUGGGCAAAUGCAGUAAGUCAAUAAUCUUUCUAAAAUGUAAAUUUGAUCAUGUCAAUCACCUGUUCAAAACCUUCAGGAGUAAGGUCCAAAAUCCUAAGAAGCUCAUAAUAGGCCUUCCAUUAUCUGACCCUACCUAUUUUUUACUUCAAACUUUUUUAUUAUGAAUAAUUUCAACAUACAUAAAAGUUGACAAAGCACAAUGGUUACCCGUAUAUCUACUAUUUAAGUUCGAUGAUUUUUAACUUCGUGCCAUAUUUGUCUCGCUCUGUAUAUAUAUGUUUUGCUGAACAAUUUGAAAAUAAGUUGCUUGACCCUUCACCCCUAAAUACUCAGCAUGCAUCUAAUAAAAAAGGAUUUUCUCCUGUAAACGUCAGACCAUUAUCACACUGCAGAACAGAAUUCCUAAAUACCCUCUAGUAUACAGUCCAUAUUUAGAUUUCUCCAUUGUUACCAAGAUUAUCUUACAGUAUUAGUUUUAAAAUCAAGAUUGAAAAAUGUUCAGCCAUUCAUCUGGUGAUCUCUUCAAUCUUCUUAAAACAAAAAUAAUCCCCUCACUUUUGUCCCCCCACCCCCACCCCCCCACCAUGACAUUGACUUUCUGAAGGAGUUAGGCCACUUGUCUUUUAGGAUGUCCCAAAUUCCGGAUUUGUCUGAUUGCAUCUUCCUGGUGUCAGUUCACUUUUCCUCUGUCUCCUGUAUGUCUUGUAAACUGAGGAUGCAGAUGGAAUGCCUUUGGCAAGAGUACAUAGACAAGGCAGAUCCUUCACAGUGCGUCCCUUCUGAAGGCAAAGUGACAGCUGGUCCCACUGUCGUGCUGUUCGUUUGCUCUCUUGGUUAAGAUGGCGAUCACCAUAUUUCCUUCUUCCAAUUAGCAGGAAAUCUCUGAAAUUACUGUAAGGAUACUGUUCCCUUAAACUUUCAUCCCAAGGUUUUAGCAGCCAUCGAUGACAUUUGCCCAAACCUGUUACUUCACUGUGGGUUACAAAAUAGUGACCUUCUAAUCUUGGCAUUUCCUUUACAUAUGUUAUCUGGUAUUUUCCUGUAAGGAAGAGUUUACUCUCAGCAUCUAGCAAUGAACUCUACUUCCUUCUGAAAGGCAGUGUAAAUGCUUCAUUUAUUCCUUUUAUUAUCUAUUUUCGGAAUCAGAAGUUGGUGUAAUAAUUGCUUCUAAUGGUUUCAAAUAAGGGCAUGUUUUUCUUUUCUCUUUACGAUCACUGUGGACUUGUGGGGUUUUAUUUAUUUAACGUUUUAUGAUCAAUUAUAGUCAUUUUCUCUUUUGGCUACUCAACUGACUUGCAUUUUGCUACUAACUUUUACCAGACUCCUCUUGUCCUUGUCCCUGGUUUUCUCCCAUUGCCCCCUGUGCUGUGCUGCAGCCAGUAUGAAUCAGUGUGAAUCAGUUCCGGGUCUCUGGAUGCCCACUGUGCUCUUUCACACCCUGAAUGUUUGUACAAGCAGUUUGUGUAGGAAGAAAGCCCUUGCAGCCCUUCUCAGGUACGGCUCAGAUAUUCUCGUACCAGGCCGUAGUUUUUAAUCUGAAUUAGUCCCUCCCUCCUCUUUAUUUCCACAGUAUUCUAUCCACACUUCAACUUACAGUACCUAACAUAGUGACUUGUUCUUGUCUGUUUAUCAGAGACUGAGAUCCUUGAGGCCACAGAAUAAUAAUGACAAGUAGUAUGUCUUAAUCAUUUUUGUAUUCUCGUACUUGAGGGGCUUAUGCAUAGUAGGUGCUCAUUAAGCAAUUGAACAAGUGAGCAAAUGAAUGGUCCCUAAAGAUUCCUUAAGGCAGCAGUGACAAACUACCGAGAGGCUGCAAGUGCCCAGAAGCAGAGGUUGGGAAUAAUUUCAAGUGAAGAGAAGCAUGAACCUAAUACAAAUGGGUUAAAGGGUGGUGGGGGGUGGGGAACUAUCACCGGUACAAAGCCUCAGGCAAAAAACUUGAGUUUGUUUCUUCCUCUCUGCUAUAAACUCUCAAGGAUCUUUGUUCAUUGUUGAAUCUCUUGAAUCCCAGGUGCAUACACAUUGACAUAUUUUGGUCUGGUGAAAGCGUUACCCCGUAGGGAUCCGAAAGGGUAUGUGCACCCCGAUGUUCAUAGCAGCAAUGUCCACAAUAGCCAAACCGUGGAAAGAGCCAAGAUGUCCAUCAACAGAUGAAUGGAUAAAGAAGAUGUGGUAUAUAUAUACAAUGGAAUAUUAUGCAGCCAUCAGAAGGAAUGAGAUCUUGCCAUUUGCAACGACGUGGAUGGAACUGGAGGGUGUUAUCUGAGCGAAAUAAGUCAAAGAGAAAGACGUGUAUCAUAUGACCUCACUGAUACGAGGAAUUCUUGAUCUCAGGAAACAAACUGAGGGUUGCUGGAGUGGGGGGUGGGGUGGGAGGGAUGGAGUGACUGGGUGAUAGACACUGGGGAGGAUAUAUGCUCUGGUAAGCGUGGUGAAUUGUGCAAGACUGUUGAAUCUCAGAUCUGUACCUCUGAAACAAAUAAUGCAAUAUAUGUUAAGAAAAAAAAAAAAAGAAGAUAGCAG
Molecule: messenger RNA, 5333 nt
Organism: Mirounga angustirostris (Northern elephant seal)
Lineage: Eukaryota; Metazoa; Chordata; Mammalia; Carnivora; Phocidae
Gene: TSPYL5
Product: TSPY like 5
Exons: 3
Coding region: 156-1403 (415 amino acids)
Biological process (GO): nucleosome assembly
Cellular component (GO): chromatin; nucleus
Molecular function (GO): chromatin binding; histone binding
Source: RefSeq, a predicted model, not a curated record